AUGUCAAGUGAUAGAUACGUGUUCUAUUAUUUAAUUGUGUAUUUAAUCUAUAAUAACCAUAGUGUUUCUCUAUAAUUUAAAUAAAUGGAGAGUUAAUUUUUCAAAUUAUUUUCAAUAUUCAAGAAACUAAAGAAAGCUCAGAAUUUAUAGUGACAACAGAGUAUAAUUGUAUUAUCUACAAUUCUUAUUCACCUGUUAAUCCCCUCUGAGUUAUAAUCUUUUUAAUUCAAGAUUAUAUCUAAUCACAAGUUAGAUAAGCUAUUGAGAGGCUAGGUGGGGUAGUAAUGAUUCAUUGACUUACUUUAUGUGACAUUAUUUUAAUUAAUUUUCUGUAUGAUGGCCAUUGUAAAUAUCCUUUUAAUCACCUUUAUCUUCAUAACUUGGUCAAGUAAUCUAUCAUUCUGUCUUGAUCAACCCAAAAAAGACCCAAAUCAUAUUCGUUGCACUAAUAAUUUCAAUUGUUCAGCUCAUGCCUAUUGUCACCAAAGUGGAAUAUGUCAAUGCAAAGAACACUAUAUUCCCGAUCGUGAGCCAAAUAUACCCGGAAAGAAAGCUUAUCAUACUGUGUGUCUUAGAGAAGCAUCAUUCAUUGGCGACCACUGUAAAAAGGAUAUUCAAUGUAAAUCGACAUUUGGUGUUCACUCUGAGUGUUAUUUUAGUGAUUCAAAUAGUCAGCUUGGUGGUUGCCAGUGCACAAAAGAAGCGCACUAUAAAAAUGGAAUGUGUCAUAAAACAUCUUUGAUAGGAGAUAGAUGUGAUGUAAAUGACAAUUGUUUUACAAAAUCGACGAAUAUACAAGCUUAUUGUGAUCUUGGUCGGUGUAUUUGCCCACCAAUGUACCACCCAACUGCUGAUGCAUAUGAUUGCCAGCCUAGUUCAGGACUAGGUGGUCCUUGUCUAGAUGAUACAGGAUGUACAGUUUUAAACUCAGGAUGUAGAUAUGGAUUUUGUAGAUGUAAACAAAAGUUUGUUACUGGGGAUAGGAAUGAUUCCUGUUUGAUAUUGGCAGAAAAACUGGAAGAUCCCUGUGUGGUGCAUGACCAAUGUUCAGUUGCUUUACAAAACGCAAGAUGUGAUGAAGAAAAAGGUAUUUGUGUUUGUGAAAAUGAUUCACACAAUGUAGAUGGCAAAUGCUGGAAAACAGUUCGUUUUCUUGAACCAUGCCGAUAUAAUUCUGAAUGUUUAAUUGAAAAAGGGUUCAAACAUGGCAUUACUUGUAAAGAAGGGUUAUGUCAGUGUAAAGAUGGAUUUGUUAUGGAGGAGCAAAGUUACUGUUUAAAAGUUAACAGUACUGAGACUAAUGCAGGGCAUGCAUUGUCACCCAAGGUUCAUCUCUAUGGAGGAUUACUCUUGAUGAUAAUAAUUAUUAGGUUUAAAUCAGUUUAAUAUUAUAGUAGACUUUAUUAUGAUAAGAAAAAAAUAUUUUUUAAUGUAUUUCAUUAAUUUUAUUAUUAUUUUUAUAUAUCAGUUUAGAUUGAUAUAUAUAUAUAUAUAUUUUAUUUAUUCCGAUUCUUCU
This is a messenger RNA of Nezara viridula (southern green stink bug), 1516 nucleotides long. NCBI's taxonomy places the organism in Eukaryota, Metazoa, Arthropoda, Insecta, Hemiptera, Pentatomidae. The record is from the annotation of a GenBank genome assembly.